GUCUCUGGGACGUCCUCAGUGUCUCCGUGUCUCUGGGACGUCCUCCUGCUGCUGAUUGGUCAGUGUUAGCGGCGUCUGAUCUUGGACCAAUCAGAUGACGCCUCCGUGGGAAUGUAGCUCGACCUGUUUGAGAGAGAGAGAGAGAGAGAGAGAGAGAGAGAGAGAGAGAGAGAGAGAGAGGGCGAGUCUCAUAGAGUCACAGAGGGAGAGAGAGGGGGGAGACGUCCUCGGACACACACACUGGACAGAACACACUGUGACAUCACUGUGACAUCAUGAGUGUCCCCACUGAGCACGGCAACAGCAGAAAAAUGAACGUAUGUUUGUCCUGAUGGUCAGUGAAGGCAUCUCUGUGAUGUGUUCAGACACCUGGUCCUGGUCCUCUCCCUCUCCCUCUCAGGGCCACUUCAGGUCCUCCGGGUCCUCUGAACAUCCAGGACAUGGAGCUGAGGGAGGAGUGGCAGGACGACGGCUUCCCCAGUCCACUCCCAGAAGACGUUGAGCGUCCAGAGGAGGAGGAGAGUCCACCAGGAGGCGCCGUUCGGCCGACACCGCCCACCAGCCUCGCCCUGUCAGGUACCAUUAGGGGCGGGGCUAAGAAGCGCCUGGUUGCUCCGCCCCUCAGCCGCGACUCUCCUGAACCGAACAGUGACAGCUUCUCUGCCGCCGCGCUUUCAACGCCGUCGUUCGACAUCAACCUGGAGGCUCUGGAGACGCCGUCGGACAGCGAGACGGGGACGAACCACGAGCUGGACUGGGAGGAUGAGCUCCCUCAGAUGGAGGCGAGGGGGGCCCUGGGUCCCGCACGGAGCCCGGUGGACCGGUCUGAAGGUCUGCUGGAGCUGGACCAGGUGGACAGCAGGGGGCGCCGCUGGAGGAGGUUCUGCAUCUCUGGACAGGAGUACCGGGUCAACAUGAGCGUCCUGGAGCCGUACCUGCAGGUCCUGUCCCACGGAGGUUACUACGGAGACGGGAACGCCAUCAUCCUGUUCACUUCCUGUUACCUGCCUGAGAACACGGUGGAGGACUACGAGUACGUCAUGGACAACCUGUUCAGGUACAUGGUGGGGACGCUGGACCUGAUGGUCUCAGAGAGCUACCUGCUGGUUUACCUGUGCGCCAUGGCCCCCAGAAACAAGCUGCCUCCAAUCAGAUGGAUGCACCGCUGCUACACGUCCAUCGACAGGAGGCUGAAGAAGGACCUGAAGGGUGUGCUGGUCGUCCAUCCUGCCUGGUACAUCAGAGCCAUGAUCACGCUGGUCAAACCCUUCAUCAGUGAGAAGUUCAGCAAGAAAAUCUGCUUCAUUCAGAGUCUCCAGCAGCUCUCACAGUUCAUCCCCACAGAACGACUGCAGAUCCCAGACGCCAUCCGCCAGUAUGAUGAGAAGUUAAACAGAUGAUGAUGUCUGUCUCUCCUGGAGGUCAGAGGGCACCUGACCCAGUGACCUUUGCCCUGUUUCUUUAUUGAAUGAACACAUUAACAGACCAUCCAUCAUGUAAAUAAAUUCCAACCCCCCGGUAUCCAUGGCAACACAGACUUCUUGUUUAUAGUAUUUAUAUGUUCCAGUGACAUCUAAAAUAAAAGUGUCAGAGGAUCAGGCUGA
Molecule: messenger RNA, 1604 nt
Organism: Mugil cephalus (flathead mullet)
Lineage: Eukaryota; Metazoa; Chordata; Actinopteri; Mugiliformes; Mugilidae
Gene: bnipl
Product: BCL2 interacting protein like
Exons: 11
Coding region: 441-1400 (319 amino acids)
Biological process (GO): apoptotic process
Cellular component (GO): cytoplasm
Source: RefSeq, a predicted model, not a curated record